AUGCCUCCCAAGAAGGUUAUGAAGGUUACCAGCGCGCCCAAGAAGGCGGCGCCUGCUCUUCACACUUCCUACCGUGAUAUGAUCAAGGAUGCCAUUAUUAGUCUGAAGGAACGCAAUGGUAGCAGUCGCCAGGCUAUCAAGAAGUACGUUCAGUCCAACAACAAGAUCAACGUCACUUCCCAGAGUGUCUUCGACUCUCAGUUCAACAAGGCUAUCAAGGCCGGUGUUGAGAAGAAUGAGUUCACUCAGCCCAAGGGCCCAUCUGGUCCCUUGAAGCUUGCGAAGAAGGAAGUCCCUGGCAAGGUCACUCAUAAGCCUGCCGCGAAGCCUGCCGCCAAGGCCCCUACUAAGGCCCCUGCUAAGCCCGCUGUCAAGGCCGCCAAGGCUGGUCCUAAGAAGCCUGUCUCACCGAAGGCUACCACUACCAAGAAGACUGCGGCCAAGAAGACCGCCACCAAGCCCAAGGCCAACACUGGCAAGGCCCGCAAGACUUCCGUCGCCGCCCCUGCUGUCGUUGAGCAGCCCAAGAUUCUGGGAAAGACCAAGUCUGGCCGUGUCACCAAGACGACUGCCCCGCAGCCAACAUCCACCCGGGCAGCCCCCAAGAAGCGGACUACUAAGAAAUAG
Penicillium mononematosum is the source of this 627-nucleotide messenger RNA. RefSeq names its product histone H1/H5 family protein. Gene Ontology annotation, cellular component: nucleus; nucleosome. NCBI's taxonomy places the organism in Eukaryota, Fungi, Ascomycota, Eurotiomycetes, Eurotiales, Aspergillaceae. Bases 1 to 627 code for a protein of 208 amino acids. Gene Ontology annotation, molecular function: nucleosomal DNA binding; double-stranded DNA binding; structural constituent of chromatin. The record is from RefSeq and is a predicted model, not a curated record. The transcript has 7 exons. Gene Ontology annotation, biological process: chromosome condensation; negative regulation of DNA recombination; nucleosome assembly.